AUGAUGAUGAUCUUGAUGGAGCUGGUAUUGGUGCUGGUCAUGAUGAGGCUCACACGGGGGAUGUUCGUAAUGAUGAGGGUGUUGUUGUCCCUGAGGUUGUUUCGAGGGAUGAUGAUACCGGCAAGGUGGAUGAUGCCAAGAAUUCUGACCCUCUGGAACCUGUUGCAGAGAUCAAACAGGUGUAUUUCUUGUUUGGCCAUCAUUUUUUUUUUGUGCCCUUUGUGUGGAUUUUGUGUUUUGAGUUUGUUUUAAUAGUUUUUUAAUGUUGUUUUUGUUGUCAGCCUGAACAGUCUCAAGGUGGGGAGGAGAACAUUGAUGUUGAUGCAACAAUUGCAUCUGCUGUUAAAGCUGUGGAGAAUUUGAUUGGUUCCUCAACUCAUGUCCCUGCUUCUGUUGAGACUUCUGAGAAGACUGAUCUUGAAAUGGUUGUUUUUCAAGAGACUCCUAUUUUACGUCCUCAAAAGAGGGAUCGGAAGAAAGGAGCUGUUUUGAAAUCUCCAUUCAUUGAGCUUGCUUCUGGUGCAUCUAAAUCAGGUUCAUCCUCAGUUUCUCCUGAUGAUUCUGUUUAUAAGGUCGUUAAAUAUGUGCGUGGUUUGUGCCCGUUGGACAACAAGAUUGGUGAACCUGUCGAUCCGCAAUUGGAAGCUGAGUUUGUCACGUGGGUUGAUACAGGUCUUAGAAAGCAUAAAUCUAACACAACAACUAAUGUGUAUUGUAAGGGUAAGGACACAAUAUUUUCGCCAUUUCGUUUUGGUGUUGAGGACAUUAGCAACAAGAUGUGGUUUCACAACCUUGCCUACCCUAAUUGUUUCCUUACCAAUUCUCACAUUGACAUUAUUUUCUACUAUCUUCGUAAGAAAAUAAUGUACUCAGCCGAGCCGAAAAUCAAAGUCACCACAACUGAUUGCCUUUUUUGUUCUAGCAUAACAAGUUUGUAUGAGAAGUUUGUUGAGAAAAACAACGAUAUAUCGGUGUUGUCUCUUUCUCACAAUGUGGCCCAGUACAUCCAAGGUGGUAAGAUAUUAUGUGCCACUCCUUGGCAUUUGGUUGAUCAUGUUGUUAUGCCUAUCAAUGUAAAAUUACAGGAUCAUUGGAUUUGUGGUCGUCUAAACAUAGUUGACAGGCGGAUAUAUCUGUACAAUUCAUUGCGUUCUGGAAGGUAUAUGACAGCUGCAAAAGAGGCUUGUAAGCCUUUUUCUGUUAUUUUACCAUAUUACUUCUCUAUGUUAGACUUCAAAGGCCUUCGCAACGAAGCUAAGUUUAGCACGAUGGAACCGUUCCCUAUUGUUGUUGUUGAUGGUUUAUCCGAGCAGGUCAGAGCGUAAGUUUUAUGUAUAGUGUUCAAUGUUUUUCACUGUUUGUUUGUAUUGUUAUGUUUUUAUUAUGUGACUUUGAUUUUUAUUAGUGUUCUCAUAGUGUCUGUUUUUGUGUUUUCUUAUUGUUUUUUUUCCAGUGAUUGUGGUGUUUUUGUAGCAUCAUUUGCUGAGUAUUUCAUUGAUGGCAAACCCAUCCCAUCCUCUGGUUUUGAUGUGGAAAUUCACCGCGAUCGUUUGGCUGUGUUAUUUUAUCAAUAUGGCAUGAAGAAGCAACUUGAGAACAUUGAAAGUGAAUACGAGGCCCCUCCCAACCUUCCCAAGAAGUGAUUUGUUUUUUCAAUCAGACUGUCAUUGUUCUUAUGGUUUUUUAAUGUUGUUUGUAUGUUUUUUUAUGUUGUUUUCGAAAAACAAACAUUGGUGUUCUGUUAUGUUUUCUUACGUUUUGUGUGGACAAUAUGUAAUCUUUAUUUUUGUAUGUUUUUUUUUCUUCUUCUUAUGUACAAACAAGUUGUUAUUUUAAAUUUGUUAGUAUUUUCAUU
This is a messenger RNA of Cannabis sativa, 1855 nucleotides long. RefSeq lists its product as uncharacterized. NCBI's taxonomy places the organism in Eukaryota, Viridiplantae, Streptophyta, Magnoliopsida, Rosales, Cannabaceae. Gene Ontology annotation, biological process: proteolysis. Gene Ontology annotation, molecular function: cysteine-type peptidase activity. Bases 423 to 1325 code for a protein of 300 amino acids. The transcript is spliced from 4 exons. The record is from RefSeq and is a predicted model, not a curated record.